This is a messenger RNA of Mesorhabditis spiculigera, 1056 nucleotides long. The record is from the annotation of a GenBank genome assembly. Lineage: Eukaryota; Metazoa; Nematoda; Chromadorea; Rhabditida; Rhabditidae.
AUGGUUGCGACAGAUGACAUAGCCAGAAAAAACCUGCAAGAGAUUAUGAGGCGCGUCAACGUUAAUGUCCUGAAGAAGAUUCCCGAAACCACAUUCGCCGAGCUGAAGGCCCUGAAUAAUUGGGACCCGGAAAAGGUGAAAUACGAAUGGCGACUGGAACAAAAGCGACAAUUGUCGGUGAGGGAGACGGAAGUGCAAGCGAAGUUGGUGAAAAAGGCCGAUCCGCCUCCAAAACCGUUUGGGACACAGCGACAAGAAAUGCUGAGGCCACUACACGAAAAAGCCCGGCAGAUGAGCUUUUUGACUUAUGUAGACCGGAAAGCGAUGGCCGACCAAACCGGACUGAGAUGGGAGCAGAUUGACAAAACGUUCAAGCAGCUGGACAAAAAGCAGCCGAUCAAGCCUGUCGUCGGCUUCAAAUGGCCCGAGCCUCCGGACUACUUUCGUCGAAGUGACCUCGUUUUUCACUUUGAAACGCUGGAUUGCAUCUUAGGGCAAAUUUACAACGAGGCGGACCCGAAAACCAGACAAGAAAUCAGCGAGGUGAUGAACCAACGGCCGGGCGGCUGGGCACGUGAAGACAUGGAAAAGUUGGCCCGCGAGCGAUGGGGGAUCAGUGGUGUGGAGAUCCGCAGCGAAUGGUUUCACCAGGUAAAAAUCUAUCCACACCUCGUAUCAACCAAGAAACCCGGCGGGCUGGUAUUUUCCGAUGCCGAGCAACGAGAGGCCCUGCAAAAGCUCAUGAAACGCGACAACGUUAAGCAACGCGAGAAAAUUCCUAAAAACACGUUAGGAGAGCUGAAAUUUGUUAAUGAUUGGGAUCCUGAAAGGGUGAAAUAUGAAUGGGAGAUGGAAAAAAGGCGGCAAUGGUCUAGGAAAAGCGAGGAAGCGAAAGCUAAGAACAGGCCAUCCGCGACGCAGGCAAUCGGGGCUCGACGCCAAGAAAUGCUGAAGCCGCUACACGAGCAAGCCCGAAAGAUGAGCUUCUUGACCAUGCAAGACAGGCAACUAAUGGAAGCAAAAACCGGAUUGACCUGGGAUCAGAGUUGUCUGUCG